This is a messenger RNA of Thermothielavioides terrestris NRRL 8126, 2071 nucleotides long. RefSeq lists its product as uncharacterized. Bases 256 to 1845 code for a protein of 529 amino acids. The record is from RefSeq and is a predicted model, not a curated record. The transcript has a single exon. NCBI's taxonomy places the organism in Eukaryota, Fungi, Ascomycota, Sordariomycetes, Sordariales, Chaetomiaceae.
GGACCAUCUAGGAGUUCUGGAACUUCUCAACUGGUUCGUUUCCUAUCACCGACUUCAUUGAGAAGCGUCAGAAAGACGGCCGCCUUCUCCAGGCCGACGGCAUCCGCAGCAAGAUCUUGGUGAUCAGCCCAGUCCCGGAGGAGCCGCGCAACGAGACGCCAUACAUGUCCGACUUCCUGAACUUGCAGCGGCUUUGUAGGUUGCUCCCACCUAUUUGCAGGUUCUUACGCUAACCACCUCCAUAUAGGUGUCGCUAUGACGAAGAUUCCCUGGAGCUUCCGGUCCAUCAUUCUCGACCAGAUUCCGUACCUCGACGUCUCCAUGUUCGAGAUGAUGAUCAACUCCAUGCCAAACUUGGAGACUGUCGUUGUCUCUCGCUGUCUCCUGCUUGACAUCACCAAGCUGAAGCCGUUGCUGGAUGUCAUCAUGCGCCAUCCACGCAGCCUAAAGGACGGCAGUAAGGCCACCAACCCUAGCUGCCAGGGGACUAGAUCCUCCACCGCAGCGUACAUCCGCUUCGACUUCUUUCCUUUCUUCUUCAAGGGGCCGAACUCUGCCAAACGCCUGGGCUCGUACGGUGUUACGUGGAAUGAACCUACGUUCAACACCCCCAAAGCCGUGUUCGCACUCAUCCUGCGGUGCUGGGAGCUUGCCAAAGAAGUGGGUAUGGACUUGGUGAGCGACAGCUCCUUGUUCUGGAGCUUCGUACGCCAGCUUCCCGGCCCCGACGUCCUUUGGGCCGUGAAGGCUCGAGAGGCUCUGCUCACCCGCGAGUACGACCUCGCCGAGGGCAAGAAGAGCAAGAAGGACAUCUGGAACAGCUUCGCAGACGACAUCACGGCGGCAUUGACGGGCGACAACCAGAAACACCCCAAGGCGCCAGAGCGGAUGGCGCGUUACCUUCCUUCCGACCACGGUGGCCCGUAUUACUGGCGAAACAAAGCCCGCUGCAGCGUAUGCAACUUCCAUUACCCCCUGUCGCUCUUCCCCAUUCGGCCCGGUGUCUGCUGGGGCUGCAAGGCGGAGUCGUUUCUCAAAGAGAUGGAAGAUAGCCAUCUGCGGCAGUGGCUGCGGAGCGUCAUCAGCAUAUGGUUGUACAACCUUGACCCUCGGAACACGACUCUCAACCAGCUGCUUUCUUCCAACAGGAAGCCGAUUCAGGACGCCGCGGAGGCUGAAGCAGAAAAUGCGGACCAUGUCUGGAGGUACUUCGUCAAUCUACCAUCAGCUAACAACGGCUGGAUGGACGCCAAACCGCUGUACUACCCGCCGCCGCCGCCGGGGCUUGCCAAGGAAGUAGCCGCUCUGAUCCGCUGGCUCUGGAAGUGCAGCCCAGCUACCGAGCCCUUCGACUACCGCGAAGGGGGGCCCCAGCGCAAGGAUCCUUGCAAGGAGCCGUUGUCCGUUGCCGACUUCCAAGACCCAGAUUGUGGCGGCGAGAUCAUGGAAAACUUCAACUUGCGUUGGAUGUGGUCCCCUCAGACCGACAGGGUCUACGCAGAGUACUGGGUGGAGAAGAACAAUCUCCCCCCGUUCACCGACAUGCGAGACCCUCGGGUCCAGGAGGAGCUGAGGUCCGCGCGGCAGGAUCCCAAGAAGUGCAGAAUCGCCAGGGACCUGGAGCGGCGCGCCCAGAACAAGCUGGACAAAGAAGUGUAUCGGUUCCACCACCCCCUCGUUGAGGACUGCCUCUACUCCAUGGGCACGCCGGGCUUCCGCCCGUUCAAUCUCGACCAGCCGGUCCUCGAUCCGGUGGUCAACAAGAAGGAGUACGACGAACUGAUCAGGUACCAGCAGUUCCAGUCGAGCCCCUAUGGCUAUACGAGCAUGCGGUCGAACUUCUGAAAGAGGUUCGCCGGUUCACCUGCCGCGGCAUCGUCGCGCGCGCUCCUCGAAAACAAGAUUGUCUCUUCUUCGCCUUUUCCCUCGCAAUACUUUCCGACGCCCUCUUACUCAGAACCUGAUGAAUUGAAUCUCGGGUCUUUCGUUACUUACCCCGACCUCAUCGGCAUACAUACAUCCGGAUUACCUGCAACCUCCGCCAGCAGCAACUGCCUCGCCCCAGACCGCG